Rubroshorea leprosula is the source of this 1544-nucleotide messenger RNA. The record is from the annotation of a GenBank genome assembly. Lineage: Eukaryota; Viridiplantae; Streptophyta; Magnoliopsida; Malvales; Dipterocarpaceae.
ACAACACAGAACCCAACUGGAAGUAGAAUUCCCUUUGGCGAGAUGAAGGGACAUUAUCAGCAUCACAGACUCAUUUCAAUUUCACCUCUUUAGGGUUCCUCUUCUAUUAUGAAUCCCAACUCCUCCGUUCCAUCUGCAGCAAAUCCAUCAAUACCCGUAUUAUCUUCCCUCAACCUCUGUUUUUAUCUCAUCACCUAGCAUGCACAGUUCCAACAGGAACAAGGGGACUUAUCUGAGAUCGUUAAGUGAAGAAAACAAUGAUCUGGGUGGUGACCACGGUGAGGUUUUCGGCCUGGAUUUGGAGUCUCUGAAGAUUUUGCUAAAGCGGGGAGUCUUUACUGGAGCAAUGCUUCGUUGUCUUUUCGUUUUCGCGUACAAGAGAGUGUUUGUGGUGGAGGGAGUGGUGAAUGUAGGGUACGGAGUGAUUGAGCAGUGGGCAUUGUUGUUGAGAAAUGCGUGGCCUAAGGUUUCCAUGGUUCUUAAGAUUUUCAAAGAGCAAGGUAUGAUUCUGACCAUACUUUUAGGUCUAUCUGAAUUCUUCUCAAUGGCAGAGACUUCUAUAACUACACUGUGGCCAUUGAAGAUUAUAAUUUUGUUCAUUCUUUUGCAAUAUGAUGCCUUCGAUAUUGGUUUUAUUACCACAGACGACUUCACAAAUGUUGAUAUUCUCGAAGCAACCUAUGCAGCUGUGGCAAAAAGGUUAAACGAUGCUUGGUUCAGUGAUCCUGCAAUUCCGGUUGCCACUGGUUUCCUGGGAAAGGGCUGGAGAUCUUCUGUAAUUACUACAUUCGGUAGGGGUGGUAGUGAUUUGAUAGCGACAACUAUUGGGAAAGCAUUAGGCUUGCAAGAGAUUCAGGUCCUGCAUCCACCAUCCAUGAGACCAGCUAUGGAGGGUGAUAUUCCCGUCAAGGUUAAGAAUUCUUACAACCCUACUGCACCGGGAACUCUUAUCACAAGAGAUGGAGAUAUGAGUGAGUGCUUACUAGCAUUGUUUCGAAAAGGAAUCUUGCAAUGUUGGACGUUGUCAGCACUUGCAUACUUGGUAUGUUCAAUCUUUGAAGAUCUGGGCAUCUCAGUGGAUGUUGUAGCUACCAGUGAAGUUAGUAUUUCCUCGACGUUGGAUCCAUAAAAAAUUUGGAGCAGAGAGCUAAUUCAACAGGAACUCGACCAUGUUGUUGAGGAACUCGAGAAAAUUGCAGUCAUCAAUCUGCUUCAGCAUCGACGCAUUAUUUCUCUAAUUGGAAAUGUCCAGAGGUCGUCUCUAAUACUGGAGAAGGCAUUCUGCGUUCUUCAGACAAAUGGAGUCAAUGUUCAGAUGAUAUCUCAGGUUGCAUCCCAGUUCUGUACCGCUUGACCUUAUAUCUCAAUGUUUCUUUGCAUAGCUUGAUAUCUAAAGUGCUGCAUUGUGCAUUUCACAUUAGAGCGCAAACUUAAGACUUGUACCUUGUAGGCAUUUUAAGUCUACAUCUUCAAAAAUGUGUCAUGUGGUCAUCUGUACAUUGCUUAGUUGGAUGGGGAGGGUCCAAUAUAAUGGAGUCAACCCU